UGGAAGUGUCAAGUUACAAAACAAUGCAUGUAAUGUUUUGUGUGGGUUCCACCAACAAUCAACAAAAAUGAGGGAUUGUACAGUUGUUCUUUUUGUUUUAUAGUUGUGCCACUUGACAAUGCAUGUAAUAGUUGUGCCACUUUACCUUUUCCAUUUUAUAUCAAUUGUUCUUUUGUUUUAUAUUAAAAAUGGAGGGCAAAUGUGACUUUUACUUGUAAAGUAACUUUAUAAAAAUCAAUUCAUAAAUUAUAAUAUUAACAACCAGACAAUUUAAUGUCAAAAUGCAUUUAUUAUAUCAAUACAUGCAUUAUAUCCUAAUGAUUCAUAACAGUACAAUAAUUUAAUAUACACAACUUUCAAAGGACCCCAUAUAUUAUUAUGCAUGCAUUGAUGACAAUGAAUCAACUUAACUAUCACCAAAACCAAACGACCCCUGAAUCACGAAUUUAAGACAAAUACUUUACCAUUUUAACUUUGCUAGUACAAUCUGAUACAAUUUUACAAUCAACCAUGCGAGACCUCACACAAAGUUAUUGCUUCACCAGAAGCCACACAAGAUGAUGGGAAUCUAGAUGAUAAUAUACCCAAUAUUGAUCCAAGGGAUGUCAUUGAUGGUCCACUUACUCGGACCAGACUUACAACUUGCUUAUGUUAUCAAAGACGCUCUCAAAGAGUUGUCAAACCCUAAGGAAGAUGCUAGAUUUAAGAAAUGGGGAUAUCCUACAACUAUCAUAGUCUAACAAGGAUUUGUCGAAGAUGUUUAAUUGCUGUACAUGUUGGGUUAGGAGUCUUUUUAUUAAAUUUGCUUUAUUUAUUUGUUUCAGUAAGUACUUUUUAGUUUCCUAGGUGUAGAAGGAAGUAUUUUCUUUUGAGUUAGCCUCUCUAUAAAUAGAAGGCUUGUAGUUCAAUUUUAUUCAUUCAUUAUUCAGAUUUCAAUAAGAGCUUUCAAGACUUGCAAGAAAUAUUUCCUUGUGAUUUCUUAGACUUAUCAACCCCUUGGUUGUGGCGCCUUGCCCCGAACCUUAUCAUCGGCUGGUGUGGCGGUUCUUCCUCCAUUUAACCUACCCAAAACCCUAAAUUUUCCAAUUUCUUACAAUCUCCAGCAACACUAGCUAUUUUAUUCUCAAUUAGACCAGUUUAGGCACGUCGGUUUGGUAUCAGAGCUUCGAUUUUUGCUAGACUUUUAGUUAAUUUUCUUUAAAAAAAAACAAAACAAAAAACUCUUUCCUUUUUUGGAAUGACAUUCCCUUCAACCGAAGGAAGGAUGAGUGGAGAAGUAAAAGUCGAGCCAACUUUGCAAUCUCUUCAAGAGUCUCUCCUGCAGCUUACUACGAAUGUUCAACAGUUGGUAGAAAAUCAACAAGAUGACAGAGGCAGGAGUCAACCUAGGAGGGCGGUUCGAGGUGCUCGCAUUAACAAGGAAGACGAAGAACAAGACCGAAAGAGGGUUACUCAUGGAGAUAUUAAGAUUAAAAUCCCUUUGUUUGCCGGAAAGAGUGAUCCUGAAGAAUUUUGGGAUUGGGUGGACAAAGUUGAUUGUGCUUUUGAGUGUCAAGACUAUGAAGAAUUCGUCAAAGUUCGUCUUGUAGCAGCUGAACUUACCAGUUAUGCUAAUUUAUGGGGGGGAAAAACUAAAGCUCAAAAAAGGAAUCCUAUUGAGGUUUGGGAAACAUUGAAGACAUUGAUGAAUGAAAGAUUUGUGCCAGGCUAUAAUAAGCAAUAACUAUAUUACAAAUUUUUAGAAUAUUGAGCAACGAGGUAAGAGUGUGGUAGAUUAUGCUACAGAAUAUGAGAUGUUGCAGAUGAGGUGCAAACUCGAUGAACCUAAAGAGAUGGACACAGCUCGUUUCAUGAGGGGGUGAAGAACCUAUUAAACUUUGGAGGAAGUCAUUCAAUUGGCUGUCAAAGUUAAGAAACAAAAGACAUCCAAUCAAAAUACUAGAGCUACCCCUCAUAUCACAUCAAGGACCAUAGAUUGGAAGCAUAAAGAGCACCCUAAAACCACUCCUAAACCUGAAGAGUCACGAAGAGAGGAGUACAAGGAGAAGGCAGUUUCUAGGUAUGUGCAGACUAGCACCAUUAAAUGCUUCAAAUGACUGGGUAGAGGACAUAUUUCUUCCCAAAGUCCUAAUCGACGAGUUGUCAUCAUGAGGGGACUCCCUCCUGAUUAUGAGAGUGAAAAGGAAGAUGAAACAGAUGAAGAAAAUGGCGAGGCAGAACCUGAUGGAGAAUUGUUUUUUGUUAGAAGACUUUUGGGAACUCAAGUAAUGGAAGACGAGGAAUGUGAAAAUUUGAUUCACAUACAUGGCAAGAUCAAAGAGAACAAGUACUUAUUCAUUAUCGAUGGUGGGAGUUGCACAAAUGCUGCUUCAACUUAUUUGGUGCAGAAAAUGAAGUUGGUUGUUUGGAUCACCCGCACCCAUAUAAACUAUGGUGGAUAAAUGACAAGGGUGAACUCUUAGUUACCAAAAAAGUACGAGUCCCAUUCUCAAUUGGCAACUACUCUGAUGAGAUUGUAUGUGAUGUGGUGCCUAUGACAGCCUGCCAUAUUCUGUUGGGACGCCCUUGGAAGUUUGAUCGUGAUGUUGAUUUUAAAGGAUCUGCCAACACUUAUACUAUGUGGAAAGAUGGAAAAUCAUACAAGUUGAAACCUCGAAGUCUCCAAGAAGUUAAGAAAGACCAACGAGUAAUGAUUUCCAAGGUGAAAGACUACUCGAAAACCCAUCAUGUGAAAAAGGAGGCCUUAUUUGCUACGCAAAAAGAAGAAAUGGAGGUACUUCAAGGAAAUGGUUCUGUUUACCUAUAGAAUGCACCUAGAGGAGGCUAAGGAGCUACAAAGGCAGGUGGGCGAAUUAUAGAAUAAGGGAUACGUUCGAGAAUCGUUAAGUUCUUGCUCUGCGCCUACCUUGUUGGUAUCAAAGAAAGACGGUACAAUGAGGAUGUGUGUGGAUAGUCGAGCUAUCAACAAGAUCACCAUCAAAUACCGACAUCCUAUUCACAAGUGGAUGACAUGUUAGAUGAACUACAUAGUUCAACGUGGUUUUCGAAGAUUGAUUUGAAGAGUGGCUAUCAUAAAAUUCGAAUGAGAGAAGGGGGUGAAUGGAAGACGACAUUCAAAACCAAGCAUGGGUUAUUUGAGUGGCUGGUUAUGCCCUUUGGCUUGACAAAUACUCCUAGUACAUUUAUGAGAUUAAUGAAUCACAUAAAAAGGAACUUUUUGGGAAAAUUUGUGAUUGUUUAUUUUGAUGACAUUCUUAUAUAUAGCAAGAGUUUGGAAGAACAUGUUUCUCAUGUGAAACAAGUCUUGGAGGUUUUAAGACAAGCACAACUAUAUGAGAAUUUUAAGAAGAGUCACUUCCGCCAAGAACGUGUAGUAUUCUUGGGUUUUAUUGUCUCCAAAGAAGGCGUUGAAGUGGACGAGGAGAAAAUUAAGGCAAUUAAGGAUUGGUCGUCUCCUAAAAGUGUUGGGGAAGUACAAAGCUUUCACGGCCUAGCCUCAUUCUAUAGAAGGUUUGUGAAGAAUUUCAGCUCUAUUGUGGUGCCAAUGAUUUAAUGUUUGAAGAAAGGAGGUGAAUUCAAAUGGAGUGAUGUCGCACAAAGAAGUUUUGAGGAGAUCAAGAAAUUAUUGUGUGAAGC
Linum trigynum is the source of this 3636-nucleotide messenger RNA. The record is from the annotation of a GenBank genome assembly. NCBI's taxonomy places the organism in Eukaryota, Viridiplantae, Streptophyta, Magnoliopsida, Malpighiales, Linaceae.